Bursaphelenchus xylophilus (pine wood nematode) is the source of this 4869-nucleotide messenger RNA. Lineage: Eukaryota; Metazoa; Nematoda; Chromadorea; Rhabditida; Aphelenchoididae. The record is from the annotation of a GenBank genome assembly.
AUGGGCGCUUUGCUGGAUGAAAGCGAACUGCCAACACAAUUUUCUCUAACCGUUUUCCACAUCUACGAAUAUGUGGCCUUUUUUGUUACUGUUUGGAUAGUCGCUCUCACUGUGGUAAUUAUUGUAGGCAAGCUUUUCUUCUUUGCUUCGUAUUGAUCUUUACUUUAGGAAGGGUCAAAGAAAUCAGUAUUUACCGAUGGUACCUUCUCCACGGGUUGUUUUGGCAAGUUUAAACAAAUUCCAUCAUCGUCAACUUAUAGGUCGAUCCUGUUUGAUGCGAUGUGCACAUUCAUUGGAGCUGUCACCCUCUUUCCAAUCCCUUGUUAUUACGGUAUAAAUGCUGCUGGCGCCAUCAGUGGAAACAGCCAAACAGUUUACUUUUUUAUUGGAGUUGGAGCCGAGAUUGGGAAGGUCUGUGCGAUCGUGCUACAACUGGAAUACCGAUACCAGCAAGCUCAGCUGGCACAUUCCAAAUACCGCUAUAUUUGUAGUUUGCUGCAGGGGUGGCCUGAAUUAAUCCUGAAAGCCGCUCUCGUGGUAUUUUUCCUUGCUGUGAUCCUGGUAAGUUGCGAGUUUAGAUUAGUAUAGAAAGAGUUUCAAGUGCGACGGCGUAAGCACUAGAUCUUUGAAAAGGUGUCAAUCCCUGAUUACAAAAAAGAGCCGCUCAUAUUUGCAGAUUCCUUUCCUGAUUGCUCUGCCAAACCGGCAGGAGCAAUUGGCUCUUCUGGCUUCGUUAGAUCCAGUUCUAGGCAAGAUAAUCGAAGAACAUCCAAGCAUUCAGUGUUUUGCCUCAGGCACUGACUCCAAAAUUGUCUUGGCCAUUCCCUUCUGCAUUGUAAUGUGUCUUCCUUUCGUUGGAGCUGCUGCUUUGUCUCUAAUCUACUCUUCGAUCAGACAGCAUCAAAUGUCGGCAAAGACACACAAGAUGCAGAUGAUGUUGUUCUGGUCUCUCUUCGCGCAAAUGACCGCUCUCUUCUUCCUGAUCAUUGUUCCUCUCCUCGUUUAUCUCGGUGGCCCAAUAUUUGGAAUGCGCAAUAUCCCCGCUUUCAGCGUGUACGUAUUUUAUCCGUAUUUGAUACAUACAGUCGUCGAUUGUUUUCUGAUUUUGUAUUUCAUCCGCCCUUAUCGAAGGACCUUCAUUUUAUAUUUACGGGUCUUAAAAGCUCGAAGCAUAUUUUCUGAGAAAUCGAGUAGUAUUGUUGUGGUGGUGAAGUAAUGUCUAAAUACUUCUCGUUACGGCAAAAUUGUUGUGUCUUCAGAUUUUUCCGAAUAAAAACGAAUACAUUCGAUCGAAAAUGACGGAGAUUCGGCAAGUGGCCGACGCGUUGAGCUGACGACUUAACGACCCUACUUUCUAAUGUUUUAUUCAAAUUCCGCAACAUAAGAAAAAGACAGCUGCCUGAAAUGACGUGUCCUGCACGUUGGCAGUGACUAUAAUAUUAAAGCAUGAUACUAUUCAAAACCCCCGUCUAACGGAUAUGGGUCACAUCUGAUUGUGAGGAAGGUGAGUUGCUCUGUAAAAUGUUUUCUUUACUAUGUGUGGUAUCUAAUAUCUUGCACCUUGUGUCGUUAGUAAUUACUGCCAAUAUCUGUAAAUCAAGGAGGAGUGUUACACAAUUUCUUUUGUGGUCCUUGCAGACAUAACAAAAAGUUAAAAAUAUGGCUGCUCCACGGCCCUUUAAAUAAAUGAUCGUCUUUGUCGCUGAAACAUCAUUCAGGAAUGUCACAGGUAUAAAACAGGCGGCAAGUCAAGCGGAAUUUCCAAAUUAUAUUACAAAACCGCAGUACGUUCCACCUGCAGUGCGCGUAUUUCACUUUUCGCUGUACUUCUCUUCAAAAAAUGGGUGCCUUGAUGGCGGAAAGUGAAAUUCCGUCUGAUUCAACUUUGCAAUUCUUACGAAUCUACGAAUUUGUGGGAUUCGGCAUUACAUUGCUGAUAUUAGUCCUCACAGUGACCGUAAUCCUCCGUAAGCUUUGAUCUCCGCUUCAAAAAAAUCUUUUCUUAUUCAGGCACAGCAAAAGACAUCAGUAAAUACCGAUGGUAUCUCAUUCAUGGACUGGUCUGGUAAGUUUAAAAUUUGAAGAAGUGUGAUAGAUUUAUUUGCAGGUCUCUGCUCUUGGAUGGGUUUUGCACGUUCAUUGGCUCCGUUACCCUCUUCCCCAUUCCCUGUUACUACGGCACCAGCGUAUUUGGAAGUGUCAGCGGAUGCGCUCAGAAAAUCUACUUCUUCUGUGGCGUCGGCGCGGAAAUUGGGAAGGUGACAGCGAUCGUAUUCCAGAUGGAAUACCGGUAUUACCAAGCUCAGUCGUCCACUUCGAAGUAUCGACUUCUGUGUGGUCAUUUGCAAGGAAGGGCUGAAGUGGGCGUCAGAUUAUUAGUUUUAGUCACUUUUCUGAUUGCUAUUUUGGUAUGUGGAAGUAGUGAAUUUUUACGGGUUUUUACUAAAAGUCACUGUUAUCUUCCAGGGACCCUUUGCGAUCUUCUAUCCUGACCAGCAAGACCAGCUUGCUCUCCUUGCCUCUCUGGACCCCCUUCUUGCCAGAUUAAUCGAGCAGAAUCCCAGCUUACAAUGCUUUUCCUCAGGUGUAGACGCCACUAAAGUCGUCAUCGUUCCAGUUACUAUUUUAUUUAUUCUCCCUUUCGUCGGCGCUGCCGCCUUGUUUGUAAUCUAUGUCUCCAUAGAACGGCAGCAUUUCACAGCGAAGACAAAGAGGCUUCAGAUGAUGUUAUUCUGGUCCCUUUUCUCUCAAAUGACCACUCUAUUCCUUCUGAUGAUCGUGCCUCUCUUUAUAUGCCUGUGUCCUCCCAUAUUCGGAUGGAGGAAUGCUCCAAAAAUAAGUAUCUACGUGUUCUUCCCUAUCUUAUUACAUACUCCAAUUGAUUGCAUAAUGCUUUUGUAUUUCAUUCGACCUUACCGGAGAUUUGUUAUCCGUCACUUUCAGAGGUUUAAGACAAAGAAUCUUUCUAGCAUCACACCUAGUGCAUCGGUUCAAUUGGUUACUCAGAGAGGGUCCAUAUCAUCGUUUUCGCCAUGAAGAAAUCUCGUGACAAGCAGACGAACUAUUUCUGAAUAAUACAGUUGUUUGUUACUGUCUUCGAAAAGAGUAAAUUUUGGUUGUAAAAAACAAUCCGUCAGAUAAUAAUCCUAUUGUACUAAGACUCCAAAUACGGGUAUUAAAAAUUACGGUAAGAGAAACAGUAUUCGCUCAAAGAGUCUCUUUAUGUAGUCAGAUCUCCGGCAGGUCGGUUCAACGGGUCUCUCAGAAAACGUCCAAGACAUCACUAUGAUGCGUUAUACUAUGAUAUAAUAAAAAGAUAAAAGAUUGCCAAAUGACUUCAAGAAUUUUAUAUUGCUAAAUAUAGUUUCUCGAAUAAUUUAAACAUAUCAAACCAAAGAAGCCAUUAUGACUAGCGCAGCACGUUUAUGUACGCAAAAAGUGUAGCGAUUUUUUUGAAAUUUUUUGUAAUAACAAGAACGACUAUUUUUAAGAACAAGUCUUGAGAAAUCUAAUGUUCUAAAGAUCUGUAGCUACGAAUUUGUUAUGUACUUUAACUUGAACAUCCGUCCUCUAACGUUGAAUGCAUGCCCUUUGGGAUUUUUUUGAUGUUAUAAAUAUGUUUGUGCUAUUGUACAAAUUGUGCCUUAAAUUCUCCCUGGUCCCGUUUGUAUAGCAUUCUCUCCAUGGGGGCUCUGCUUGAUGAGAGUGAGUUGCCCUCGGAACCUUUGUUAAAAGUCUAUCGUAUUUAUGACUAUGUUACCGUAAUUAUUACUUGGACACUUGUUGCCUUUACAAUAAUUGCGAUUCUCAGUACGUUUUAGAAAGCUUAUAUUACACGGUCGUAAAAUUAUUUAUGAUUGGCAAAAUGCGAAUGUUAUUUUAGGCACAAAUACAGGUAUUGGAAAGUAUCGUUGGUAUCUUCUUAAUGGACUCUGUUGGUACGUUACCUCUACUCCAAUAUAGCGCUUAAGGUCAUUAUUCUGCGACACGAUGUGCACAGUCAUCGGCCCCGUCACCCUCUUUCCAAUCCCUUGUUUCUUUGGGGUCAACGCUGGCAGCACAAUACAGGACCCUCCACUAAUGGCAUAUUUCUUCGUUGGCAUCUUCAGCCUGAUCGGUAAGAUGUCGUCAAUGGUCUUUCAAAUCGAGCACCGAUAUAUGCAAGCUCAACCAGCCUCAUCGAAGUACCGAGUCUUUUGUUCGUUGUCGGCGAAAACAGAAAUCUUGAUAAGAGCCGGCUACAUACUCUUGAUUUCCCUGUUGGUCUUGGUAAGGCAAAACAUUCAGUUGAAACUGUUAUAGGGACCAUUCGCCUUGUUCCUUCCAAACCAAGAGGAAGAACAGUCUUUUCUUGCAAGAAGUGAUCCAGUUUUGGCCGAAGUUAUCCGAACACGGCCGAUAAAAUGCUUCUCCCCGGGCGUGGAUCCCACGUUUAUCUUCAUUUGCCCAUCUUUGUUGAUUUUCUUUACAAUGUGCUUUGGAUGGGGGGCAUUGCUGUUAAUUUACAACUCAAUCCAUCGGUCUCAAUUGACAGCCAAGACCCGUCGCCUUCAGAUGAUGCUGUUCUGGUCGAUCUUUGCCCAAAAUAUAAAUCUCAGCGCUUUAUUGUAUUUGCCAACCUUGCUGUUCCUGUGUGGCCAUAUUUUCGGGCUGAGAAACAUGCCCACGAUCAAUGUUUUUUGCUUUUUCGUCUUGUUCGUACACACUUCUGUCGACUGUUGUAUGAUCUUGUAUUUUAUCGGGCCUUACCGUCGGUUUGUCCUGAAAGUUUUCUGUGGCGUCUUACAAAAGGAAAGGUAUGGCAGCAGUGUGCUGGUUACAAGUAGGAUCUGGCAAAGCGAGCCGUCUAGAGUCAAGGUAGUUCUCUGA